UUUCGUAUCUCGCUGUGCAGACCUUUGGCGCACACUGCGAUGUAAUGUUCCUGGUUGAUUAAAACCUUACCGUAGUAUGUCUAACUCUGUUCACUGUCAAUUGAAACGCUUGAUUCAAGCGAGUGUAGUUGGGAACGUUCUUUUGCUUGCUGCGCUAGUGAUCCUAUAUAUAGUACAUAAGACACUACAGGACCAGUCCCCAAACAUCACACCAACACCAAGUGUGGACGCCCUGACAGACAAUGCAGGACAGGUCUGUCUCCCCUGUGACUUUCAGGGACAACAAUCGGGCGAUACUUUGUACGAGUUCAUAUUGAAGACUGACAACAACAAAACACUUUGCUGUCUGCAACGCGAUGAUGUUCUCCAGGAUCUGAUUCUUGAGCUGGAAGAAGAGAACGGGAAAAGAUUGCAAACAAACAGUGGAAAACCCAUACCAAAGACACUACGUUGGUGGACGGAGAGAAAUCACGCCGCACAUCUCUACGCUAGUGACAUUCGAAUUGGUCAAAAUUUAUCCUGGAAACAACGUGGCAUCAGAACAUCAUUUAUACGGAAUCUGACGUUGAGUGAUGACGGGAGGCAGUUGGCUGUUAACACGAUGCCUGGUGCAGGAUUGUAUUUCGUUUAUGCUCUAUAUACGUUUGACUUCACCAAUGCAGCGACCAACAGACAAUCACCAAUGGGUAUCCAUAACAUCUACAAACACCGACCGGCUAUCAUCAACAGUGAAAAAGAGAGACUUUGGACGGCGAAGUUUGGAGGCACCAACUCGGCGAAAAGACAGACAAGCUUCCUUUGUGGAAUCGUAAAUAUGAAUAUGUUGGACACAAUAGAAUCUGAGGCCAUUUCCUAUGUGGCAGGAGAAGAAUGCACAACCAGAUAUAUAGACAGAUCGCCAUAUUCUAAUUAUUUUGGCAUGUUCAAACUAAUUGAUUUGUCGUGACUACAUUUACUGUUACUUACGGAAUCAUUGCACAUGUACUGCUAUGUCUGUUCAGUGUUGACAACUGUUAAAACUAAUAAAAGAUAUGGUGUUGCGA
Molecule: messenger RNA, 1043 nt
Organism: Pecten maximus
Lineage: Eukaryota; Metazoa; Mollusca; Bivalvia; Pectinida; Pectinidae
Exons: 4
Coding region: 77-946 (289 amino acids)
Biological process (GO): immune response
Cellular component (GO): membrane
Molecular function (GO): tumor necrosis factor receptor binding
Source: RefSeq, a predicted model, not a curated record